Messenger RNA from Fomitopsis serialis, 1506 nucleotides. RefSeq lists its product as uncharacterized. The transcript has 5 exons. The record is from RefSeq and is a predicted model, not a curated record. Lineage: Eukaryota; Fungi; Basidiomycota; Agaricomycetes; Polyporales; Fomitopsidaceae. The coding region runs from base 1 to 1506 and encodes 501 amino acids.
AUGUCGACCACCCUCUCGCGCUCUGCGCCCCCGCCCUCCCACCAGGAGGUGACGCGCAAACUCUCCAUGCACUCCAAGCCACCCCCAAAGGUCCGUCGCCUUGGCCGCGCCUUAUCGCGCCGGCAUCUGUCCCACACGGUGCCUAUGUCACUCUAUGCUUCUGAUUCGGAGGAUAUCGUCUUCCCAGAGUCGUCAAAUAACGUCCCGAACGUCACCGUCACUGCAUCCGCACUCGCGACCAGCCCCUCCUCGCAGCCGCCCGCCCUCUCAGCCAUCGCAGAACGACGCGACGGGAGCGGGGAAGAAUCAGAGGAGGAUGAAGACGAGGGCGAGGGCGGCUGGCGGACCGCGGACGGAAAGAGGGCACAGCGUGGCUCGUAUGACGAGACGGUACUUAUGACAGGCUACCUAUGGAAGAAGGGCGAAAGGAGGAAGACGUGGAAGCGGCGCUGGUUCGUGCUGCGCCCCGCGCACCUCGCGUUCUACAAGACCGACGCGGAGUACAAGCUCCUCCGUCUCCUCGAUCUCAGCGAUGUGCACACCUGCACACCCGUCGCGCUCAAGAAGCACUCCAACACGUUCGGGCUCGUCUCGCCCACGCGCACGUUCUACCUCUCCGCGGAGACAUCCCUGGAGCUCGCGAGCUGGGUCAAGGCGAUCAACGAGUCGCGGCAGGCCCUUCUCGCCACGAAUGCCCAGGCCGCAGCCACUGCCCCGGUCCCCAUACCGAGCUCUACCUCCAACCACCACGCGAAGCCGCUGCACUCCGCGCCGCCGAUCGUGGCGUCAUCACUCUCGCAGUCUCCCCUCGCACACCACCUUACCUCCUCUGACUCGGACGACGCGUCCCCGGCGCCCGUGAGACACGUCCAGGAUCACUCCCCCUCCAAGCAGGCGGGGGCGACCAAGGAAUCUCCAAAAGUCGUGUUGUCCGGCUAUUUACUAAAGUGCGGCUCGCGGCGGCACAAUUGGCACAAACGGUGGUUCGUCCUGAGCAGUGAGAAGCUCAUGUAUUCUCGGAGCCAUAUAGAUACGAAGCCUCACCGAGAGGUACCGCUGGCCCAGAUCCUUGACGCACUCGAGUACGACCUCCCCCCGCACCGCAACGCACCAAGCAACGUGGUGGCCGGGAGCGCGUCCCCUCCGCAGCAAUUCGCGGGCGUCGGCGACGGCGACAACGUGCACCGGCAACACACCUUCAAGAUCGUGACGACGAAGCGAACACUGCUGGUCUGUGCGCCUAGCGAGGAGGAAGAGAUCAAGUGGCUCAGUGCAGUACGUGCGCUCAUCGCCCGACGAUCGGGGGCUGGCGUCAUGCCCGGGGAUGCGACACCAGCGAAACUCUCCCCCGGGGCGCCCGCUGCUGGAGCUGGCGCGGGGGCGAGCGCAAGCGCGGGGACGGGGAAACGCAGAGACUCGUUCGCCCGGCGGCUCAGCCUGAGUGGGCGGCCCGCACUGGGGGGCGUCGUGCUGCCGCAGGAAGCGGCAUCUGAACGGCAAUCUUGA